ACGGCUUCUCCAAAGUCCUCUGAAAUACACCAUCUCCUUCCUGAUCGGCUUGCUGUUCUUCACACGAGAAACCCAAGGGAGGCCUGCUCCGUCCCUUUCUCUGGGGACGACAAGAUGAACAAUCUUCUCACGGAUUCCUUUGAAAGGGACGAGAAGCCGGAAAGGGAGAGGGAUGUUGAGAUGGGGAAUCGAAAUCCGAAGGACAAAACGGAUUAUGGUCUCAAGGACUUCUAUGAAGAGGUCAAAGAGAUUGAAAUGCUGUUGGAUAAGAUGUCCAAAAUAGUUCACAAGCUUCAGGAAGCUAAUGAGGAGUCAAAGUCAGUCACCAAGGCGUCUGCAAUGAAAGCGAUCAAAGGGCGCAUGGAGAAAGACAUUGAUGAAGUAGGGAAGAUCGCACGCAGCGUAAAAGUCAAGUUGGAACAAAUGGACAGAAAUAAUCUUGAGAACAGAAAGAAGCCAGGGUGUGGGAAGGGCACGAGCGUAGAUCGAUCAAGGAUGUCAAUGACCAUCACAUUGAAGAAGAAGAUGAAAGAAAGAAUGAACGAUUUCCAGAAUCUAAGGCAAACCAUACAAGAAGAGUACCGAGAAGUUGUAGAGAGGAGGAUCUUCACAGUCACGGGUACAAAGCCUUCUGAAGAGGUAAUCGACCGCCUCAUUGAGACUGGCAGCAGUGAGCAGAUCUUUGAGAGAGCAAUUCAGGGGACUGGCCGAGGGCAGAUUCUUGCAACAAUUGAAGAAAUUCAGGAACGUCACGAUGCAGUCAUGGAGAUUGAGAAAAGGCUUCUUGAACUGCAACAGAUUUUUGCAGACAUGGCAGCACUCGUUGAUGCACAAGGAGAGAUUCUAGACAAUAUUGAAAAUCAGGUUCAAAAUGCUGUAAACCAUGUGGUAACUGGUACUGAAGCGCUACGCACCGCAAAGAGCCUGCAGAAGAAAUCGAGGAAGUGCAUGUUGAUUGCAAUUAUCCUUCUGCUAGUAAUUGCUGUCAUCGUUGUCCUUUCCAUUUUAAAGCCUUGGGCUAAGUAAAGGAGGGAGAAGAAAACGAGCAAUAUAUAUACUACUAUCUUCUGUUGCAUGUUUUGCAAAACUAGGCUACUACAGUUCUUUUAAGUUGCGACCACCUCUCUUGGCUAUAUCACUCAGAAAAGCCGUAUUUAUGUACUUAAAAAAGCGUCAUGAAGGCCAAAAAACUUUACCGUGGAUGUAGAUUAUUGAAAACCAAAUGAGGUUUCAGUUUAUCA
Molecule: messenger RNA, 1241 nt
Organism: Setaria italica (foxtail millet)
Lineage: Eukaryota; Viridiplantae; Streptophyta; Magnoliopsida; Poales; Poaceae
Product: syntaxin-132
Exons: 13
Coding region: 115-1026 (303 amino acids)
Biological process (GO): exocytosis; vesicle fusion; intracellular protein transport
Cellular component (GO): SNARE complex; endomembrane system; plasma membrane
Molecular function (GO): SNARE binding; SNAP receptor activity
Source: RefSeq, a predicted model, not a curated record